UGUGUCUGAGGAGCCGCCAUCAACGGUUCGCUGAGCGGUUUCUGCCCCUGGCAGAAAUUAGCACCGUCGUUAUGUCCCGCUACCAGUACCCCCCCAACACUUCUCUUUUCGUGAGAAAUGUGGCUGACUACAUUAGAUCUGAAGAUUUACGGCGUGAAUUUGGUCAUUAUGGCCCUAUAGUCGAUGUGUAUGUUCCACUUGACUUUUAUACUCGACGGCCAAGGGGAUUUGCUUAUGUUCAAUUUGAGUUUGUCCGCGAUGCUGAAGAUGCUUUACAAAAUUUGGACAGAAAAUGGAUUUGUGGUCGUCAAGUCGAAAUAGAGUUUGCGCAGGGGGAUCGAAAAACACCAAAUCAAAUGAAAGCCAAGGAAGGGAGGAAUGUGUACCGUUCUUCACGCUAUGAUGAUUAUGACAGAUACAGACGUUCUAGAAGCCGAAGUUAUGAAAGGAGGCGAUCAAGAAGUCGGUCUUUUGAUUACAACUAUAGAAGAUCUUAUAGCCCUAGAAACAGUAGACCUAUUCGAAGACGACGGCGUAGCAGAAGCCAUUCCGACAGCGAUAGAUUCAAACACCGAAAUCGAUCUUCUUCAACAUCUACAUCCAAUUCAAGAUCACGGUCCAAGUCCAAGCCCAAGAGGGAAACGAAGGCUAAAUCACGUUCCAGGUCUGCAUCUCGCACCAAAACUAGAGGCACCUCUAAAACUUAUUCCAGAACAAAGUCUGGCGCAAGAUAUGAAAAGGAAUCAAGGAAGAAAGAAAGACUUAGAUCCAAAUCUCAGUCAAGAUCACAGUCUAGAUCUAGGUCAAAAUCUAGAUCAAGGUCUUAGACUAUUCCUAAGUCCAUUGGCCACUGAUGGUAUAAACCAUGAUAAAUUUUAGGCAUGUAUCAUUUAUUUACUCAUAGUUUGGUAUACUUAAAACAUUGGGAACAUAAUGUUGCAAUGAUGCAUAAAAAUACGUGUUAGUUUUCCCUGUACCUGGCAAUGGUUAUAAUUAAAAUGAUAUGCUGUUGAGAAGUUAUGGGCAGCUACCAAAUUUGUGUUGUUGAUAUUUUUUGUAAAGAUUCUCAAAUUUUAUGCUUGAAAUUUUGGUGAAAAGAUGUUGGUUGACCAUAGUUUGCAGCAUUGUUUUAUUAAGAAUAAACUUUCAAUAUCCAUAUUUGGUUAAACACAACAUAGAAAUAUAGCUUGUUAAUAAGAUGGAAUGAUACAAAAGUGAAGUUGUAGCCACAGUGCAACACUGACUGCUCAGAUACAUUUAGGUCCAUGGUGGACCUUUUUGUCUUAUCAAAAUGUGUAUGCCUAUGAUAAUAGUUUACUUAUGAUACAGUGUGUAAUAAUACUUUUGUUAACCCCACUGUCUUGGGGAAUGAUGCCCACUUGGUUAAGUAGUAUUUUCAGGGUAAUAAUUUUUGAAUGAAACAUGAAGCUUUCACUGCUUUUUUUUUUCUGGUUUCUAUGAAGGUUUGGAAUAUAAUAAUAUCAGAAAAGCUCCCCUUAAAAUUUGAGAAGGUCAAUGAUUACAAAUAUUUUUUAGGGGGAAAAGAAUGUUCUUAAUGUAGUUAUUCUAAAAUUUAAGGAGCACUGUUGCUUGGAUUUCUUAUUUCUGUUAGGAGCAAGUAAAUUGUUUCAAAGUAGGGGUGUUUGUGGGUAUAUGUGUGCGUGUGCACGCAUAUUGUAAAAGAACUGAAUUUUGAUGCUUACAGCACUCAGUGCGUACAUUUUUAUCACAAUUUCCCUACCUCUUUAUGAGGGAGAUUUUCUCUUCACAUGUCAGUUUAUUUAACAUGAGGCAAGUUGAAAGACAACACUCCCAUUCUAAGUGAAUGAUUCUGUGGUGCCAUGGAAUUUAAAAUAAUUUGGGGAAAAUGGUUAGUUUUAAGCAAGAGCCACCUCAUGAGUUUUUGUUUAUACCUGAUUAAAAGUGGGGAAGUAAUACAGUUAACUAUAAUUUCUAGUAUUUCUCUGAAUGGUCAUUUGAAGGCAAUAAAAAGUGACUUGAAAAGUCCAGUCUCAUUUCAGAGUAAAAAGCUAGCAUCUUUUGAAACCUAAGAUUACAUAUAUAUGUGCUUACUUGCAGAUAUAAGUAAAAAGUAUUGUGGGGAAACGAUUCCUUUUUUCAAUUUUGAUUUUAGAAAUCUAGGUAUAGCCUGUAAAGAACAAAAAGAUGGUUUUUAAAUACCAUUUGUGUGUUUAAAAGAUUGAUUCUACAACCUUUGUAUAUUUGAUACUAUUUCUUUCAUUUCUUUACUAUUUGAAGUUAAUAUAAAGUUCAUGUUCUGCUAUGCAAUCAUUUAUAUGCACGUUUCUUUAUUUUUUUUUAGAUUUUCCUGAAUGUAUAUUUUAAACAAUAAAAAGUCUAUUUAAAACUGUAGCAGUAUUUGUAGUUCUAGCAAAGAGAAACGUUGUGGGGUUAAACUCUGUAUUUUCUUUCUUAUAGAAGUUUCUGAAAAGAUAUUUUUAUAUGUUCUUUUAACAAUUAUUGUAUACAACCUUUGAAAACAUCAAAGUUUGCAUCAAAACAAGACACAGGUUAUUUUAUGCUUGUUGUAAAUUCAGCAAAUGUGCUAUAAUAAAAACAAAAGGAAGGAAAAAAAGUGAAAAGAAAAUGGGAGAAAAUAAUUGCAAAUCAAAAAGCUGGCAUAGAUAUGCUUUAUAUCUAGAAUAAAGUCAUUUUUCAACAA
Marmota monax (woodchuck) is the source of this 2683-nucleotide messenger RNA. Its product is annotated as serine/arginine-rich splicing factor 10-like. The record is from RefSeq and is a predicted model, not a curated record. Gene Ontology annotation, molecular function: RNA binding. The transcript has a single exon. Lineage: Eukaryota; Metazoa; Chordata; Mammalia; Rodentia; Sciuridae. Bases 72 to 827 code for a protein of 251 amino acids.